AUGUCAUUCCACAAGUUAUUUUCUUCAAAUAAUCGCUCCACGAGGAGAGAGCUCUUCUCUGGCAGCGGUCUGUUGUACGUUAAAAGCGAUGACUGCUUCGUGCCCAUUAUUGAAGGAAAACGAAUGGGAUCGUUCUCUUUAAUUCUCUAUGAAAAUAGAAGUGAACAAUUGCCAUACAGUUUUGUACUUGUGGACGAAGAGGAGGGCGAGGUGUUGAAGCAGUCCCUCGGAAGUGGUUUGUCGCUCGCACACUGCUAUCGCGAGUGCUCGGUGCACUGGCUAUCUUUAGUGGACGGCACCUUUCAAAACCUUGCAUUCAAGUUUGUUGAUCUUGAAAGCGGUGGGUCCGGGGAAAUUGUAACUAGAAAAUUCGUGGAAAUGUAUAAUCGUUGCACGUACUCGAUGCUGACGCAAACACCCCUCGAUGUAUCUACAGCCCAGGACCCAAUAUAUGAAUAUAUCGGCCAAACCUCAACGUAUGUUGCUCCAGAGGAUGAUUACAGUGAACCGACUUAUCAUCUUGAUCUGGAUAGAGAGCGCGUGAAGGCAACAGGAUCUGGUAACGUGUGCUACAGUGAGUCCAUGAAACACAAUCGGAUUGUGGUUGUUCGAGAGACCCAAAAUGAAGUUCAGCUUCAAGCCCAUUCUUAUGACGCCAAUGGCUUUGAGGGGAGGAAGCCGGAGACCAUCGACCUUAAGAGUGUCCAAACCUGCGACGGUGCACUGAUUGACGAUUUAGAAAGGAAGCUCCUCCUUUUUAGCGUGGAGGACAGCCAUUUGCGCGAGGUGGAUUUGGAGCGGGGGGAGGUGGUUCAGCAGUUCAGAACUCCGGUGAACUUGCAACGUGUGACGUAUAGCGAACAUGUUGCGCGGCCCGAGCCGAUAUAUACUUGUCUUGCGAAGGAUGUCGCCUUCAACGUUGAUCUUCGUAUUGAUCCAAGGAAGAACAUCAUUGUUGAAGACGGAAUGUCACUGGCUGAUUAUAAACUGGGGUCUCUACGGAAACCCUUCACAUGCCACGCUACCUCGGCUAACGGUUAUCUCGUUAUUGGUGACGGCACUGGAAGUGUCCGACUUUACACGGGACCUCCGGGGAGUCGCCGCAAAGAUGGUAGCCACAAUCCCAAGACGGCAAAAACUCUACUCGAGACGAAAGUGCCUAUUGUCGAUAUAGAUGUGACCGCUAAUGGUCAGUAUGUUGUGGCGGUAUGUGAGAAGUUCCUGUUACUCAUGCGAACGGCGUGCGGGAAUAAUGGAGAAAAGAACGGCUUUACUUCACGUAUGGGUCAAGAUAAACCUUCCCCGCUGAGGCUGCAGCCAACUCCCGCACAACUUAGUGCACUGGGUGGAAUCGAAGCACUAAAGUUCACUUCUGGCGGAUUUGAUCGCUAUGAGGGAAACGGAGAGGUUUGUAUCACUGCCUGCAGUGGAGCAUACCUUUUUACAUGGAGUUUGGAGGCCGCUAAGCGUGCAGAGGAAACCGGUCGCACAUGCCUAUCGCAAGCUGCCGCGGUACAACAAGAGGUAAUCAAUGCAGGGGCAAAGAUAGCAAACAGGAUUGUGUACCAAACAGACAAGGAUAUUCGCAUGGCACCUCUCGUACGGGAAGAAUUUAGAGAAACGGGGUUAAGGCAUUUUGGUUGGCGGUCGACGAGUGAAUAG
Molecule: messenger RNA, 1662 nt
Organism: Trypanosoma brucei brucei TREU927
Lineage: Eukaryota; Euglenozoa; Kinetoplastea; Trypanosomatida; Trypanosomatidae
Gene: Tb927.8.820
Exons: 1
Coding region: 1-1662 (553 amino acids)
Cellular component (GO): cytoplasm; nucleus
Source: RefSeq, a predicted model, not a curated record